Messenger RNA from Trichoderma virens Gv29-8, 2211 nucleotides. RefSeq lists its product as uncharacterized. The record is from RefSeq and is a predicted model, not a curated record. Gene Ontology annotation, molecular function: zinc ion binding; DNA-binding transcription factor activity, RNA polymerase II-specific. The coding region runs from base 1 to 2211 and encodes 736 amino acids. The transcript has 4 exons. Lineage: Eukaryota; Fungi; Ascomycota; Sordariomycetes; Hypocreales; Hypocreaceae. Gene Ontology annotation, biological process: regulation of DNA-templated transcription.
AUGCGUCCGGUUCCAAUUACUGAACCACUUAUCAAGCAAUGGCGUUUCAAAGCCCGACUAAGUGAAAGCGUGGAGAGGUUCAACUUGCCGGUGUCGAUCGACUCACCAACAGCUGUCCCCUAUCAACCCAUCUACAGACGGCACUCAACAAUGAUUCGAUCAACUAGGCAACAAAAUUCAGCUGAUGGCAUGUCGCCGCUCCAGCUCCGAAAGGUCCGUAAAGGGACUCGCAGCUGCUGGGAAUGUAAACGCCGCAAAAUCAGAUGCACAUUCCCUCCUGGGAAUACGACCACCUGUAUAUGGUGCAUGUCACAUGGCUCCAUGUGUGUCAGUCAACGUUACCAAGAUGAGACGAGCGAUGCAUCACGCACCCAGAGCAUGGAUGCAAGGAUGACGCGUAUCGAGAGUUUACUGGAGCAAGUUCUUGAGAAAUUGGAUACUGGAAGCCAACAGAGUCAUACCGAAGACUCACCGGGACGUCCAAUAACUGUCGACGAUGGCAUUGGAAACGAUGUCGUCAACACUGCUUCCAACAUUUCGGCACCUUCGUCAAGCUCCGCGUUUAUGUCAGAGAUUGGUGGAAAGGAAGCAUGUUCGACGGCUGCUUCAACCCUGUCAUCGGAUACUAGCCUAUCCACUGUACAACACGACACAGGAAUGUGGCCGAAGCUGAAGAGAGUCUCCCGCCUGCUGUUGGAGAUGAUGCCGUCUCGUACUGCCAUUGAAAUUCUUGAUAGCCAAAGCUCGCCUUGGAUCUGCCAACUUCUUCGCCCUCUUCCGUCUCUCAAGCAAUCAAACAAAUUUUCGCUACUCAAAACGAUGCCACUCGAAUCGCCAUCCCUUAGCCACCCCACGAUUAUAGCGAGAGCCUUGAUGUGCAUUGUUAUAUGCCUACAACAGCUGCCCAUGCAUGUCGACAUCACGCAGCUCCGGUUACCGUCUCCACGAAGUGAAUACAUGCAAUCUAUUACUUCGAUUAUAAUCUCUCUAGUUACUUCAGAUGAUGAAAUUAUUGCCACGCCUGAGGGUCUUGAAUGCCUUUUGCUUCUUUCCAUCUACUUUGUUAACUCGGGUAGGCCUCGACGAGCAUGGCUUAACAAUCGAAGGGCGCUGGCAGUCGCACAGUUAAUGGACCUCCACAGGGCACAUCGCGAGGAUGUUGACGACAACAGUAGCAGCGUAGAAGCCAACAUCGCGGAAGUGUGGCCUCAUAUAAUUCACUUCGACCGACAUCUCUCUCAGGUUCUAGGAUUUCCAUGCGGAGUAGUGGACCAAUAUGGACCCCUUUUCCCGAGCAAUUUCAAGCUUAUGCAGCAUUUGGAUGAACACAAGCAAGAUGCCCUCUAUCUUUCACAGCUUGAUCGCAUAGCCGGGCUUCUAAUCGAGAGAGAACAGCGAUCUCCGAGCCUAGCAAUGGCUAUGACGCAGUCCAUUGACAAUGCGCUUGUGAAUCUGGCCACGUCCAUGCCACAAUCAUGGUGGCAUCCCUUUGACAGGCUUUCAGGGACGCAGGCAGAAGCAAUGGACAUGCUCUACGCUCGAUAUAACAUUCAAUUAUGGCAUCACCAACUCGAAAUGUCCAAUCAUUUGCCGUUUAUGCUGGAUGCAGCGGAGGAACGACAGAGCGAAUACAGCCGCAUUGCGUGCCUCAAAGCCGCGAGACAGCUUAUCAAAGUAUAUCUACCGCUACGAACAACGUUUGGCAUGUUCUCGUGCUGCAUGACGAAUUUCCAGGCAUUUACGGCCGCCGUGAUUCUCAUAUUCAACAUGUUUCUUCGGACGCCGGCUGUCGAGAUGGAGGCCUUAUCUGGUCGGAGAGAGAGUGACUGGGAUUUGAUCGCCAAUGUUAUCGAAGUUCUAGAUGCAGCGGUUGAACAGUUUGAGGACAGAGUCGCUCUACAGGCGCGCGACGUUUUGAAGCUCCUCCGAGCCAUCGAAAAGGACCCAAAGACGCUGCAGGGCGACAAGUUCCACUUCACAAUACCUUACUUUGGAACCAUUUCCAUUGCGCGUAAGAACCAUGUUGGGGACCAGGGCGACAAUCAACCGGCGACCGACGUGUCUGAGAGCACCGGCCAAUUAGCGCCUUCGGGGACGGAGUUAUACCUGGACUACUCUCCGACCUUCAUGACAACGAUUGACUUUAUGGGGCCGAGCACAGCUGCCGAUGUUGAUGAGCUGAUGCAGCAGUGGUUGGUUGAAGAUAUGUAA